This is a messenger RNA of Pseudophryne corroboree (corroboree frog), 9653 nucleotides long. It is a transcript of the gene WNK1, whose product is annotated as WNK lysine deficient protein kinase 1. Gene Ontology annotation, cellular component: cytoplasm; cytosol. The transcript is spliced from 31 exons. The record is from RefSeq and is a predicted model, not a curated record. Lineage: Eukaryota; Metazoa; Chordata; Amphibia; Anura; Myobatrachidae. The coding region runs from base 380 to 7288 and encodes 2302 amino acids. Gene Ontology annotation, biological process: intracellular signal transduction; monoatomic ion homeostasis; negative regulation of sodium ion transport. Gene Ontology annotation, molecular function: protein serine/threonine kinase activity; potassium channel inhibitor activity; ATP binding.
AGCCUCGGGGGGCGUGGCCAUGCCAAGUGGGCGAGGCCACAGGCAGGGGACAGGCCAUACAGUGGGGCGUGUCGGUGUCGGGCCUCCCUACUGUCACAUGCGGAGGGGCGGGCCCGGGUUUGUUGGUGGGCGUGACCGGCGGUUGAGGGGGAGGGGGCGUGUCCCGCCGCUCGCUGCCGCCGUUCUCCCUCCUCAGCAGCAGCAGCAGUCAGUCAGUGAUCGCCGCCAUUAGUGUGUGAGGGGGAACCGCUGCUGUCUCACUCCCAUGUCCGCGGCCCAGCAUGGCCAGUGAGCUCCGGCCCUGGGAGCCGACUCACAGCCCGCUGCCCGCCCAGGGCCCCGACCCCAGGCCGCCCCGCUGACAGAACCCGGCGCCGCCAUGUCCCUCGCCCCGCCGCCGCGGCCUUCCAAUGGCUCCAGCUCAGACACGUCGCUGGCGCCCCCCCGGGAGGAGGUGGGGAGCCGGCCCGAGGAGUUCCUCCGCCGCCGCCGGCACACCAUGGACAAGGACAAGGCCGAGCACCGCUUCUUCCGCCGCAGCGUAAUCUGCGACUCCAACGCCACCGCCCUGGAGCUGCCCUCCAACCGCAGCAGCAUUGUGGGCUCCCCGCCCGAGUCCCAGCUGUGCCCGGUGCCGCCCGCCGCCCUGCCGCCCCCCGAGAUCCUGUGCACCCCAGACAGCCCCGAGGUCCAGUGCGCCUCCCCGGCAGCGCUGCUGCCGCCGCCCGCCGCUGCCGCUGCUGCCGACAUCCCCGAGCCCCGGCGGCCGCUGCCCGAGGAGGACACCGAGGAGCUGGAGACCAAGGCGGUGGGGUUCUCCCCCGACGGCCGCUUCCUCAAGUUCGACAUCGAGAUCGGCAGAGGCUCCUUCAAGACGGUGUACAAGGGGCUGGACACGGAGACCACGGUGGAGGUGGCCUGGUGCGAGCUUCAGGACCGCAAGCUGACCAAGUCCGAGCGCCAACGUUUCAAGGAAGAGGCCGGGAUGCUCAAGGGUCUCCAGCAUCCCAACAUUGUCCGCUUCUACGAUUCCUGGGAAUCCACGCUGAAGGGAAAGAAGUGCAUAGUGCUGGUGACCGAGCUUAUGACCUCUGGGACGCUGAAGACGUAUCUAAAGAGGUUCAAGGUGAUGAAACUUAAGGUUCUCCGCAGCUGGUGCAGGCAGAUCCUCAAAGGUCUGCAGUUCCUGCACACAAGGACCCCUCCCAUCAUCCACAGAGACCUGAAAUGCGACAACAUAUUCAUCACUGGCCCUACCGGAUCGGUGAAGAUCGGAGACCUGGGCCUGGCCACCUUAAAGAGGGCGUCGUUUGCCAAGAGUGUCAUAGGUACCCCUGAGUUCAUGGCCCCAGAGAUGUAUGAGGAGAAAUACGAUGAAUCCGUAGACGUGUAUGCCUUUGGGAUGUGCAUGCUUGAGAUGGCCACGUCUGAAUACCCUUACUCCGAGUGCCAAAACGCUGCCCAGAUCUACCGGCGAGUCACCAGCGGUGUGAAGCCGGCCAGUUUCGACAAGGUCGCCAUUCCAGAGGUGAAGGAGAUCAUAGAGGGAUGCAUCCGGCAGAAUAAAGAUGAAAGGUACGCCAUCAAAGACCUCCUGAACCACGCCUUCUUCCAGGAGGAGACUGGGGUGAGAGUGGAGUUGGCGGAAGAGGAUGAUGGGGAGAAGAUAGCCAUCAAGUUGUGGCUGCGCAUUGAGGACAUCAAGAAGCUAAAGGGCAAAUACAAGGAUAACGAGGCCAUAGAGUUCUCCUUUGACCUAGAGAGGGAUGUUCCGGAAGACGUAGCGCAGGAAAUGGUGGAAUCCGGCUAUGUCUGUGAAGGUGACCACAAAACAAUGGCCAAGGCAAUCAAAGACAGAGUGUCGCUAAUCAAACGCAAGCGAGAGCAGCGGCAGCAGGUGCGGGCGGAGCAGGAGAAGAGGAAACAGGAGGAGGGCAGCCAGUCUCAGCAGGCGGAGGUGCAGCCUCAGAGCCCCCCUCUCGGCACCGGCAAACCCACUGCAGUCCCCGUUCCAGCUUCCACCGGCCUGGUAAACGCUUCUUCCUCGCAGGUGGAGCCGGAGGAGCCAGAGGCGGAUCAGCAUCUGCAAUACCAGCAGCCCAGCGUAUCCGUCACAUCGGAUGGCACGGUGGACAGCGGACAGGGCUCCUCUGUGUACGCAGAGUCUCACGUCGGCAGUCAGCAAGCUGCGUCUUACGGUUCGCCGCAGGAUCCGGGUCUGCCUCCCACCGCAGUCCCUGCAUACAGCACGCCGAGUGUCCAGCCUGCAGCGCAGCCAGGGGGAUACACCACUUUUCUGGGGCAGGCACAGGUUCCGGGACAGCCCGCCGCUACGUCUGUGCCGACGGGUGUCGGCACCCAGCCUGCGUCCCAUACACAGGGUGUUCAGCAUCAGCCACUUCCCCAGUAUCAGAUGCCAACCCCCGCCUCCAGCUUGUCCGCCCCAACGCAACCCGUCAUUGGCCAAACUCCUGCUGCUGCCACCACAGGGAGCCAGCUCCCCAUCUCACCGCCUUUACCAGCUAUCCAUGGAGAGCCUGUGGUUCCUGCAGCAGUCAUGCCCAUCCCAUACCCAGCCGUUGUCCCGACUGCGGCUGCCUCCCUGCCGCCUCAGUUCCUACCACUGGCGCAGCCUUUGGUGGCCCUUCCGCUCCUCCCCCAAUUUACUGCCCCACAGCUGCCACUGUCCGUGCCCAUUGCCGUGAUGCACGCUGGCUUCCCAACCCUUCCUGUACCAAUGUCACCAGGCUUUGGACAACCAGUAUCAGGGUUGCCAUCCUAUUCCUUGGAGGCUUCGGCGCUUCCGGCUGGCCCUGCAAUUAUUUCCUCAAGUAACAUAACUCCGGUUGCUCUCCAACACUUAACCCCUGUCCCCCGACAACUUGUGCCUCCGCCUGUUGCUCUGCCAACCACCCUGGGACAAGCUGCUGAGCUGCUGGUGCCUCAAAAAGACUCUGCAUAUCAGGGCUUCCAGCCUCCUGUUCCAUCUCAGUUCCCAAUGGAGACGGGCCUACCUCCUUCCUCAGUCUACCCUCCACCAGUCGUGUCCCCUACCGCUUACACAGAGUGCCUGCCACAGCCCGGAUACCAUCCUGGCCUACCACAGCCUUACCUGGACGGCAACGGGACGAUCGUGCAGCCUGCGGCCUCUGUGCCUGUGAAUCUGCCACAUUCUGUUACAGAGAAGGAUGAUUUGAUUUUGUGGAGGCCAUACGGUCACUGGUCUUUCUGCUGGAAAGGCCCCCAAAGUGUUACUCAAACUGCGCCUGCGGAGGCUGGGCCCCCUCAGACCACCCAGCUGGUUUCCUCCAUGGACAGUGCCCACUCUGACGUGGCAUCUGGGCUCAGUGAUGGAAACGAGGGCGGUAGCGGUAGACACGAAGGACGCACCACCAAACGGCACUACCGAAAGUCUGUGCGCAGCCGCUCGCGGCAGGAUAAAACUACCCGCCCUAAACUUAGAAUUCUUAAUGUAUCAAACAAAGGUGACCGGGUGGUAGAGUGCCAGUUGGAGACCCACAACCGUAAGAUGGUCACCUUCAAAUUUGACCUGGAUGGGGACAAUCCGGAGGAAAUUGCCUCUAUAAUGGUGCAGAAUGUGUUCAUCCUGGCCACAGAGCGAGACUCCUUUGUGGAGCAGGUGAGAGACAUCAUCGAGAAGGCGGAUGAGAUGCUGAGCGACUACGUCAAUGUGGAGCCAGAAGGAGAGCAGGAGGCGAAGAGUCUGCAGCUAAAUUACCCCGAGUCCCAGAAGCUGGAGGGGGAGUUCAGGAAGCCGGAUCCAGUGUAUUACUUGCCCCAGAGAGCUGAUUUUGUUCCUUGCCUCAACACUCAGGUGGUUCACUCUGCUGGGAGACGCUUCAUCGUCAGCCCGGUCCCAGAGAGUCGAUUGCGAGAGCCCACGUUCUUCAGCAACUCCUCGCAGGACCCCCAGCUGAGCGUUCCAGCCUCUCACGUGCCCGGCAUGAACCUCUCACACUCGGCUUCCUCCGUCAGUCUGCACAGUGCGUUUGCAGAGCUGCGACAGGCACAGAUGACCGAGGGGCCCAGCACAGCUCCACCCAUCUUUAACCAAACUGGGCCUCCAUUCCCACCGUCUCUCACCACGCUCGCUGGGACCUUUGCUGCCAACGUAACGGGACCUUCACUACCCCCGAUAGCAGCGCCCAGCACCUCCCAGUCUGGAGUCCAGCAGCCAUCGCUUGGUGACGGUGUUACAAGGACUCCUGCGCACACCAGUGUGCCAAGCACGGCGCCCCCAGUCACUGCUCUGCCUACUCAGCCGAUUGCCACAGGAGUAAUAACUGGUGUGCCGGUGUCCACGGCUACUCCGCAACCUGUAACUUCUGUUCCUACGUUGCCGCUGGUUGUGGGAGUCCCUGUAGGACCUGGAACAGUGACCUCACCCCCCACACAGUCUGUUCCCAUUGUCGGUACCACUGGGACAAUGCCACAGACCCUGACCUCCCCUCCUCUGCCGCAGCCGGUGGUAAGCAUAGCUGGAACCGUGCCGCACACCUCUGUGUCAGCUCCGGUUGUACCAAGUACCGCAACGCCGACACAAGUCCAACUGAGUAGCAGCACUUCAGCUCCGAGCUUUGUGGUGAGUGUCCCAGUCAGUGCCUCUCAUCUAGAGAGUGGCAAGAAGCCGGCGGAGGUCACCGCCGUUGCCAGUACAACCGGAAUGUCUCUGCCUAUCUCUGCUCCACUCACCUAUGCACCUGCGGAAGAAGGGAACGUCACAAUGGUUGGAAAUCCGCCUCUCGUUCAUCCUACACACCUUCCCCUGGGUGUGACUACAACUCCUGUUGUAUCUGUAGCAGGUGGAGCUGUGGCCACACCUGUGUCUUCUCAAGUUCCAUUGCCUGGGGCUGUACCCGUAGGCCACCAAGUGCCCAGCCUGCCUAAUGUACAGCACACCUUGCCACUUACUCAAACACAGUCCACCCCUGCACCCAGUCUGCCUCAUGCCCACUCAGUUGAGGGCGAUACGGACAGUUUAACGAAGCCCGGGAUUGAUGAUAUCAAGACUCUGGAGGAGAAGCUGAGGUCGCUGUUCAGCGAGCAUGGGAGUGUGGGGGCUCCUCACGGACUCACACCACAAGAAGCUACCGGUGGUGCAGUGGAAGGAGUUCCCUUACCCGGUCCUCCACCAGCCACCGUCUCAUCCCAGGCCAAGCCUACAGCCACUGCACCACCCACCAGCUUACCCCUGGGACCAUCUGGUGUGCCUACCCUGGCCCAGGGCCAGACCCCUGGACAAGCUGUUACUCCCGUCACUUAUGCGUCGGCUGCAGUUGCCCCUGCAACCACGGGGAAAGCUGGGACCCCUUCCUCAAAGCCCCCACUCAGUAGAGUACCGGUGGUCCUGUCCGGGGCAGAGAGCGCAGUAGGCAGUCCGUCUGGGGAACAGCUUCCGCCUCUCCCAGGACCUUCACUAACUCAGUCCCAGCAGCCUCUGGAAGAUCUGGAUUUCCAGUUGAGAAGAACGUUGAGCCCCGACACUGUCCCCGGGCCAUCUGCACCCGGCUGUGCUCUGCCAGGUGCUGACAGCACGAAUGUAACCGGAUCGGCGAGCUCGUCUUCACAGCCUCCCGCAGAUGUUUCAGCAGAGCCGGUAAGAGCCAAAGGAGAAGCGGGCGCCAGUGCGGGGGUCCUAAAAAUGGGGCGUUUCCAGGUCUCUGUAGCAGCAGAGGAUGCGCUGAAGAAGAGCGACGAUCCACAACUGGAGUCUUCAUCCACCUCUUCUUCGAGCUCCUCCUCAUCCGGCUCCUGCAGCAGCCCAGAGGGCACCCUGGUGAAGCACCAGCACCGUGCUGCCGGCUCAUUGGACAUAGUGGAUGGUAUUGUACCCUCCCAGUUUCCUCUGCGUAGCCCUUCCCCCAAGCAGUCAGUUCAGGUGGGGCGAUUUCAGGUCUCCACUUCCACCGCAGACAAAGUUGGCCGCUUUUCUGUGUCUCGGGCCCAGGAUGAACUUUCAGUCGGGCAGGUAGAGCCCCCCCGAGCGUCUUCUCCAAAGACUCAGCCACAUCUGAACGGGCCCUCUUCCCAUCCAGAGUCUUCGGCCACUCUGAGUGACCCGCCCAGAGGGACCCAUGACGACAGCCCAGGGAGCCCGGUCACACAACACCACCUGAGCGCUAAGGUCAGCCUGCAGAGUCUCAGCAACUCCUUUAACUCCUCGUACUUGAGCAGUGACAACGAGUCUGAUAUAGAAGAUGAGGACCUGAAGAAGGAGUUACGGAGACUGCGGGACAAGCACCUCAAGGAAAUCCAGGAGUUACACAGCCGCCAGAAGCAGGAAAUUGAACGGCUGUACACCGCUUUAGGCAAAGUGCCCCCUGCUGUCAUUAUCCCCCCCGCAGCACCCCUCUCCGGCCGGCGGAGGAGACCCACCAAGGGCAAAGGCAGUAAAUCCAGCAGGGGGAGCUCUCACGGGAAUCGUAGCCCCCAGCUGUCAGGUGAUCUGUCCACACAGAGCACUCCUGCAGUUCUCCCCCAGCAGAACCUCCUCCUGCCCCCUAAUAGCGUGCCUGACAACGGACAGCUCCUGAAACCCUCACCUUCCAGCGACCUCCUCUGCUCUGCCUUUACCAGUGAUGCUGCUCUGUCUGUACCCAGCCUGUCAGGACAGGGACAAGGCUGGGCCAAGUUUAACUGUGCGUCAGAGCGGGUCUCCUUCAAAGUGGCCGGCAGGAGGACGCGAUUUCUCAGUACGCCCUGCUUGGCUCUUUGGAAGAUGGUGAAAAAAGUCUGCCCUUGCAACCAGCUCUGUAGGACCAGCAGCACUAACACAGUUGCCACUUCCAAUGCUCCAGCCUCCCAGUCAAACACGGCUCCUGUAUCCUCCAGCCGCAAGGGAACGUUCACGGACGACUUGCACAAACUGGUGGACAACUGGGCUCGAGACGCCAUGAAUCUGACUGGAAAAAAGAGCAGCAAGACAUCCGGACAUCCCAGUUACGAGGGUCCGGGAAUGGCUCGGAAGUUUUCUGCUCCUGGACAGCUUUGUGUGUCGAUGACUCCGUCCCUUGGGGCACCCGUCUCCAUGCCUGUGGCCUCCGCUAACUCCCUUGCUCACUACUCCAUAGGCAUAUGUCCCCCUCAGCAGUUUGGCUUUCCAGGCACUGCGUUUCAGACUCAGUGGAGUGGACCCGGUGCUCCGCCACCUUCCCAGCCCAUCAACCAGUUUCCCCCAACCGUGACUUCCUCCUUACAAAACUUUAAUAUGAGCAACCUUCAGAAAUCUAUCAGUAACCCCUCGGGUCCCAACCUGCGGACUACCUAGCAGGAAGGUGGCGCGAAACCUGACAAGUUCUGCAAGACUGAUGGUGUUGCCGGGGAGUCUGCUGUACAGAUCCUGCUUCUGGGGGAAUCGUAGUACAGAUCCAUCCCCAUCCUGGACACCGCAAGCCCCACAGUACUCCUAUCGUUGUUCCCCACAGAGCAGGUGGGAACAGCUGCCUAUUCCACUUUCAUAAAGGUUGCACUGGGCACUUGUGUAAGGUACAUCGGGGGAUGACAGGAAGUGGGGCAGCGAGGGGAGGUUCGGACCCUGUUCUGGUGAACAGGGCCGCAGAGAGGAGGCUUCGUCGUCUUCUCUGCCAUACGGUAUAGAUCAUUAAUGCUUUCAAAUAAAGAACUAUUAACGGCUAUGACUGCAUCAUUACAAUUGUAUGAAUUAAAGUAAAUAUAUAAGUAUAUUAAAAAUUAAUAAUAAAAAAGUUCGGUAAGGACAUUACUCUGCCAUCAGUUAUGAUGUGGACACACUGUGAUAUAAAUAUAUUUAUGUUGUUGGACAACAAUAGUAGUUAUGAUAAAAUAGCAAGAAUGUUAAAACUGGAGCGUCCAGCUCCGAUCUCCUCGUCAGUCACUUUAAUAAAACCUUUGCUCUGUCUCGUCCUUUUAUUAGAUUUAAUGUGAAUGUAAAAUUGUACAAAGUCAACUUGAACCCAACUUUCUUCUCCCAAUAUUUCUACUGCGUAUUUUAGUGCCUUGAGAGAAAUGUAGCCAGUGGGUGGUGGGAUGUUGCCCCUCCCCUUUCUGGAACGCAGGAGGAGGUACAAGCCUAGAGUCCUCCAGCGGGUGCGGGAAGUGUUGUAUGUACGUAGAGGCCGCUGGUGCAUAUUUAAUUGUGGUGUACGUGUUCUGCGUCUGUAGUUCAGAUGCUGUGGAGUAUGUGGAAAUGUCACGGUAGACACACUGAUGUUAGCGGAUCUGCCUCUGUAUGGGGAAGGAGUGUGAGGACCUGGACUAGAAAGUAUUAGGAAGGUAAACGGUAAGUGGCGCUGAGCCUGGGUUAUUAGGGCUUUUCUUGUCGAAUUUAUUUUACCAUCUGUCCGAUUGUAUUGCAGUCUCUUGGCAGUUAAUGGCAUAGAAUACAUAUUAUAUAUUUUCUUUUUAUUAAGCUGUGAAGAUGCCUUGAUGAGAGAAAAGAGCAGAGAGGUCAAUGGUGGCUUUGUGCGUUUUUUGUUUCUUCUGUCUGUCGCUGGGGGAUGAUUUGUUACAAAGCCCCUGAUUUUUAUUCAUAUUAAUUAGUGUUCAGGGGCGUUUGCCUGUACUUCAAAAACUCUCUUCCUCGUCUAACUUUGGCACCUUUUCAGAAGGAAGUAACCUGAGAGCAGUAUUAACUCGUGUUGCACAGUUACUUUGGCGUGUGCGCCAAAUAUACCUACACUGCAGAGGUAGAAAGAUGCGCACACAUCCGGAACUCCAGCUGCUGCUUCGCUGUCUGUUACUUUGUCAGGCGGGUGACAACCUUUAUUCUCUUUCACAAACCUAUGUCCUAGAAAAUCCCGAAUGCAGUGUUCUAUUUUGAGGGUCUGUCUGACACCUAGAGAAUGUCUGAGAUAUGGGGAUUAUAUUGGAACAUCCCAAAGUUGGAGGUUUUGGAAUGGUGGGAUGAGUCUGUUCUCUUAUUUGAGGUGUACGCUGGAGGGUUCUCCAGGACCUGCUCUCCAUAGCAAAUGUAUCCUUACCGGCGAAAGGCCGUCUUUUACCAAAGCAGUCUCCUCUAGCUACAGUGCUGCCCUUGGUGUUUGCAGAGAGACAGUCUUAGCGAUGCACCUAGGAGUGACACGGGAAUGUGAUAUCUAUAUAUGGUAAUAAGCAAAGCCUCCUUUCCAAGGUGAGGCAGCUGUAGGGAAAGUGAGGUGCGGGCGGCACUAAUGGUUUAUUGAGAUUAGGGUGUGUCGGAGAGCCGACGGGUCUGACGAGGGAUUUGCACACUGUUAAGCAGCAGGUAUUUAUUUUCUAUACAUAUUUUAUCUUUUUUUCCACAUAAGUUUGUUAUUUCAUUUACAAUGUGCAUGCUUUGGACUAUUUUCCACUAAAUCCCCCUCUCCCUUCGUGGACACAUAAUAAAAUUGAAAAAAUAAAAAAAUGCUACUGAGAUCUUUCACAGUUAUUUCCACGUUUUCCUAACCCCCACCACCAUCCCCUUCCCCUAAUUGAGCCUCUUCUGGAUUUCAAAAUGUUUCCUGACAUUAUUUAACACUGUAAUAAGAUGAAAUAAAUGAGAUUGUGGGAUUCCCUGGAGCUGUGAAUUUUCAGUUUGCACUUUUGUCCUGCAUCUUUCUGUACAAAUUUGCACUUUUGUCUUUUUAUCGCCUCUGUAGACUGAUAUUAAAACUAAUAAAGGAAGCCUUAUUUUA